UUUAACAAUCAAAUGGUACAAGAUUUAAAAUACUUCCAUCUUAACUCGUUAUUACUUCAGAUGUGUUAGAACAAAAAGUUUGCAAUAAAAUAUUUUAACUUGUUAAUGUUCUUGGUAACGAAAAUUGCUUAGAAAAAACAUUCGCUCCCAAACGCCGAAAGCAUUCAACUGAUUCAAGAUGGGAAGUGAAGCUGUUAACGAAAAUAAAAAGAAGAUUCCCAGCUAUGCAAGAUUUAUAAUGGGGGGUUUAUCAGGAAUGUCUGCAACUUUCUUUGUUCAACCACUGGAUUUGGUCAAAACAAGAAUGCAAAUGAGUGGAGCUGAAGGUGUUGCUCGUGAACAUAAGACUAGUUUUCAUGCUGUCUUUAACAUUGUUAAAAAAGAAGGUGUUUUUGGUGUCUAUAAUGGGCUAUCUGCAGGUCUGAUGCGUCAGGCUACUUACACCACAACAAGACUCGGCUACACAACACUUUUCGAAAAGUUCAAAGGACCCAAUGGAGAGCAACCUCAAUUUAUGGUUAAAAUGUUACUUGGUUUUACUGCUGGCGCUAUUGGUGCUUUUGUUGGAACUCCUGCUGAUCUUUCGUUGAUAAGAAUGACUUCUGAUGGCCGACUGCCUCCUGCGGAAAGAAGAAAUUACACCAGCGUUUUCAAUGCUUUGAGAAGAAUAGCUGCUGAAGAAGGAUUUACAGCAUUGUGGACGGGUUGUGUACCUACAAUGACUCGAGCAAUGGUUGUGAAUGCAGCUCAGUUAGCUACUUACUCACAGGCCAAACAAUACAUUCUUAGCACAGGAUAUUUUGAAGACAAUGUGACUUGUCAUUUCACAGCAAGUCUUAUCAGUGGUUUGGCGACAACCUAUGCUUCCUUACCAGUUGAUAUUGCUAAAACUAGAAUUCAAAAUAUGAAAGUUGUUGAUGGUGUACCUGAGUACAAAAAUGGAUUAGAUGUUAUAGUUCGAGUUGUCAGAAAUGAAGGUGUUUUUGCGCUAUGGAAAGGCUUCACGCCAUGUUAUAUGAGAAUUGGCCCUCAUACAAUACUAACAUUUUUGUUUCUUGAACAAUUACAGAUUCUUGCUAAGAAAGUUUAUGGUGUUAAUUAAGUUAUUUUGAGGAUUUUAAAUCCGUUGCUAUGAAUUUAAUGGGCAGAAAGGAAACUUGGGAAACUAUUGAUUUUAUUUUUAUAAUCAAAUAUAUAUUAUAGAAUGAAA
Messenger RNA from Xenia sp. Carnegie-2017, 1210 nucleotides. RefSeq names its product mitochondrial 2-oxoglutarate/malate carrier protein-like. The record is from RefSeq and is a predicted model, not a curated record. Gene Ontology annotation, biological process: phosphate ion transmembrane transport; oxaloacetate transport; thiosulfate transport. Gene Ontology annotation, molecular function: oxaloacetate transmembrane transporter activity; antiporter activity; malate transmembrane transporter activity. Lineage: Eukaryota; Metazoa; Cnidaria; Anthozoa; Malacalcyonacea; Xeniidae.